AUGGUGGCUUUGAACAUCGUCGUGUUCGUCUUUGCACUGACGUCUCUUGAAAUGGGUUCAGCGAGCGACUCCCAUCACAUAUCGAAGCGCACGUAUGGCUACGGUGGCAGGCGCGGUGGCUACCGGGGCGGCGGCUUCCGAGGUGGCUCCAUGCGCUACGGCGGCUACAGAGGAGGCUACAGGGGUGGCUACGGCGGUGGCUACGGUGGCGGCUACGGCAUCGGUCUCGGUGGCGGCUACGGCGGAGGUAUCGGAGGUUUCGGCGGCAUGAACAGCCUGAUGAAUGCCCUAUACACCAGAGUCCUGAUGGGGGGGAACUACGGUGGCGGAUAUGGCGGAAUCCAGUACGUUUAUGUUCCUGUCUACUAUCCUGUCGUGAACGGAGGCGGCGGCGGCAUCGACUACGGAGGCAUUGGUGGUGGGGGUGGCAUUGACUACGGUGGAGGUGGGGGUGACGUGGACACUGGUGGCGGAGGAGGGGUGGACUUCGGUGGCGGAGGUAUCGAUGGUGGUGGCGAAGAUGGCGGUGUCUUUGAGGGGGGAGUUGGUGGUGACGAAGCCGUCUUGUACGUGCAUAGCGACGCCAAGCCUUCUGUUAGGGUUGUUCCUAGUGGUAGGAGACCGACACAGCAGGCGCAGCACCAGCAGCAGCUUCGGAGGGUGAACAUCGGUAAAGAAAGAGUGGUGCAGAGAUCGACUGAGUUGGGGCUGGGUCGCACGUACGCCCUGACGCCGCCCAGAGGUGCGGCGUUUGAGCGUAGAAAGCAGGGCUAA
This is a messenger RNA of Ixodes scapularis (black-legged tick), 774 nucleotides long. RefSeq names its product glycine-rich protein 23. The record is from RefSeq and is a predicted model, not a curated record. The coding region runs from base 1 to 774 and encodes 257 amino acids. NCBI's taxonomy places the organism in Eukaryota, Metazoa, Arthropoda, Arachnida, Ixodida, Ixodidae. The transcript has 2 exons.